AUGACGCAAGCCAUUUCCUUCCGUUUCUCUAGCCCGCGUCUGCCUACUCAAUUAGACUUCGUGGGGAAGUGGCUUCCUUCCUACAUCACUGGAGACGGUGUUGAUCAACAUGUGAUCGAGAUUCGUAGCAAGCUUCAUUCAUAUACUCAAAGGAACUUGGAUGAGAAUGUUCUCCAUAUGUUUGAGAACACUGUUGUUUUGGGUCCUCACUGGUUUGGCAACGUCCCUGAAGAAAUGGCUAAGCUAUUUAAGGAAGACAUUGGGGCUCCUUUGUGCUACCAGAGUUCUUCUCCUCUGGCCUCCCAUACCUAG
Molecule: messenger RNA, 312 nt
Organism: Prunus armeniaca (apricot)
Lineage: Eukaryota; Viridiplantae; Streptophyta; Magnoliopsida; Rosales; Rosaceae
Source: the annotation of a GenBank genome assembly